AUGUCCGUCGAUGAAUCCAUAUGUGGCAGUGCGCUGUUCAGUGUUUCUGCCGCCGACGACGUCGAUGUCCCAAUCGAGAUCCUGGUAGAGUACCUAUUUCAAGUCGUACCAAUUUCGGAUUUACAGUUUUUCCCUCUCUCUUUCCUCUUGCAGCACAUUGCAGGAAUGAAGGGACCAAGAGAAAGGAAGAAAGAAAAAAAAAACUCAUUCAUCAUGACCAGACUGCCCUGUACCUUCUUGAAGACAGAAGGGAAAAAGAAGUGCGACUAUGCACAUAUAGUAUUGAAGGGGGAAAAACAAUCCUUUGAGACGGAAAACGGUUAG
This is a messenger RNA of Morchella importuna, 324 nucleotides long. RefSeq lists its product as uncharacterized. The record is from RefSeq and is a predicted model, not a curated record. The transcript is spliced from 5 exons. NCBI's taxonomy places the organism in Eukaryota, Fungi, Ascomycota, Pezizomycetes, Pezizales, Morchellaceae. Bases 1 to 324 code for a protein of 107 amino acids.